AUGCUGGCCUGCUUUGAUAGGAUACCUCGGCGCGGCUUGAAGCCGCUAGCACAUGCAGCAUUGUUGGGAGCACUGGCCGUAGGAGAGGAAGAUUUUCCGGGGAGUGCUCUUGGGAGAAAGCUUUCGAGCGCGUCAGCUCAGCGGAGCUCCGAGCUGCUUUCUAAGGGGCAAGACGGCGACCAGCAGAGCCCAUCGACCGCGAAAGGGUCGCCAGUCAACCGGGGACUCAAAGACGGCGACCUCAAUGCGCCCAAAAACGCAACAGAGCCGAAACCUGUGCUGCCCACCAGCGUCGCUUUCCCCGGGAGCCCAACAACUGCCUCGAGGGAUCCCCCCAGAAGCUCAACGACUUUCUCGGGGAAUCCCCUCGGAAGCCCAACAACUCUCUUAGGAAGUCCCCCCAGAAGCCCAGCGACCUCUGUGGGGGAUCCCUCCGGAAGCCCAACGACAUUCUUGGGGGAUCCCUCCGGCCCCUCCUUCCACCCCCUCAGACACGUGCACGCCUCGCACCUCGAGAGCGGUGCCCCGGGCCUUUUCUCACCACGGGGCCACGUGACCACGACCGGCAGACGGGUAAUCACCAUAGCGUAUUUGCACGCGCUGCUGGAGCGGGACGCGCGCAGGUGGGAGGGUUUGGUGACAUCAACGGAGGCCCCGGUGACGUCAGCACGACCGGGAAGGCGGUUGGAGGCGGCGAACGGGACCGUGGAUUUGGCGCUGAAUGGGAGUAUUGAGACGAACGGGCUGUAUACGACAACCAUUGGGAUCGGCACGCCGCCACAGAACGUCAGCGUUCAGAUUGACACCGGUUCGGACCUUCUCUGGACGCAGUGCGCGCCGUGUGACAACUGCACAAUUAGCCCUCAGCUGCCCCCGGUUGAUCCCAACCGGUCGUCCACCUUCGCGAGCCUCCCGUGCGACUCCCGCUGCACCGCGCUCAACGCGACUGCCCAGGGGAGCCUCGGGUGCGCGAACGUGAGCGGUAACGGCAGCGGUAACGCUCAGCCGGACUGCGGGUAUAUCAUUAUGUACGGCGACAUGUCCGCGUCCGCGGGGGUGAUCGUCGGGGACAUGCUGACGUUGCCCAACGCGACUGGGAACGUCAGCAUUGAGGCGUCGGCAAUCUUUGGGUGCGACUUAGCCGAGACGCCGAACCUGAUCAUCCCCGGAAUGAACGGUUUGAUGGGCCUAGGACGCGGUCCGCUUUCAAUUCCCUCCCAGCUUUACGUCCAAAACGCGACGGCAGUGGACGCCUUUUCGGUCUGCCUGGCAGGGGUCGAAGGGGGUGGGGGUCUCAUUUUUGGAAACACGACCCCCCCGGUGCCGCUGAACUACACGGAUCUGAUCGCGCCGAAAAAGAUCUUCUACAGCGUUUCGUUGGAUGACAUUCUUGUCAAUGAAACGAGGCUCGAUCUGCCGCUCCUGCGCCUGAUUAACACGUUCCUGGACACGGGAUCGACGGCCAUCUCGCUUCCGUACAACGUGCAACAGGCAUUCCGUGACGAGAUGCUGGCCCAAGUUUCGCUUCCGCUCCUGAACCGCGUCUUCUCCGAGAACCUCGUCGGCUCCGGAGCGACCUGCUUCCAGCUGCCCCCUUCCGCACUAUCGGACGGCGUCCUGAACGCGAGCGCCUUCUUCCCGACCGUCCGAUUCGACCUCACGGGUGCGCCGCUGCUGCUGCAGCCGGACGAUUACGUCAUCUUCGCGGAGAGUCAGGACGGGUCCAUUUUGAUCGGCUGCCCGCUUAUGCUGAGCCAGGGCGCGCGCCAAUCCUCCCUGAACAGCGUCAUCAUCAUCGGAGAUGCCGGCAUGCGGAACCACUACUUCGUCUUCGACCGGCAGGCCGACCGAGUGGGCCUCGCGCCGAUCAACUGUACCACUUUGGCGCCCCGCAACGCAUCGGCGCCAGUGUCGCAAGCUUUCAUCCCUGGUCUCUCGCAACCCUCGACUGCGACUCCGCUUGACUAGGUGCCAAGGAAAACGUGCGAUCUCUCGGCCGGGGCCAAGAAUGAAGAUGCGUGAUCGACUCAGACGGUUGGUGCGGACAUCAUGCCUGGAUUUUCGGACAGUAUAGUAGUCGCGCCGCCACUAGUUUGUAUUGCAGAGGCUUGUCCCGGCAUAUUGUUGCAACCAUGACCGCAAGGGAUUUUUCUUUUCAACACUACACUUGACGGCGCA
Messenger RNA from Klebsormidium nitens, 2178 nucleotides. NCBI's taxonomy places the organism in Eukaryota, Viridiplantae, Streptophyta, Klebsormidiophyceae, Klebsormidiales, Klebsormidiaceae. The record is from the annotation of a GenBank genome assembly.